AUGGAUACUUUGUCUUUGAUAUUGAGCCAUAUCCCGGAUGAAUCAGAACCACUAAUAACUACUUUUGAUAAAGGAAGUAACUAUUUGCUCGGUGCAGAACUCAAAUAUCAAAAUGGUCAGUGGGAAGUUUGCAUAACCAAAAAACAAGACUACGAAGUGCAAACCAUGCGAAACUAUGAGAACUAUGAAGAUAGUUUAACAACAAUUCUUGAAGUCAUCGACAUGCCAGAUGAACUACCAAAAUGGGCUCGCUUAACAGCAUCAGAGACUCUAAAAGAAAAAUCUACACACACAUUCAUCGUUACAGCAGUUGAUGGUGAUAUUCAAAUAAAUGCUGAAAUAAAUUAUAAAAUUCAAGUUUUAGACAAAGUUAAUGCAACGAUCAUUGUCAUUAUUGAAGACAUCAAUGACCAUGAACCUGAAAUAUUACCUGAAAUGCUCUCUAUCACGAUAAAAGAAGGGAAAUAUACGACUUUAGAAUUCGAACAACCCGUUAUGAUUACCGAUCCUGAUUUAAUCCAAGCUACAGAAGUAGCAAACCAAAGUCAUGUUGGAAGAAGAAUAGUUUCUAUAGAUUUAGAAAAUUUGAACGAUGAAUUCCCAAUUUUUGAAAAUAAUUCUCUUACAGUAUCAAUUCCAGAAGACGUGGAGAAUAAUCAUUACAUUUGCACAAUGCUUGCUACUGAUCGGGAUGUGAAUGAUACUGUUAAAUAUUCACUCAAAACUCCGUCAAUCUAA
Messenger RNA from Cotesia congregata, 738 nucleotides. The record is from the annotation of a GenBank genome assembly. Lineage: Eukaryota; Metazoa; Arthropoda; Insecta; Hymenoptera; Braconidae.